Candidozyma auris is the source of this 1908-nucleotide messenger RNA. It is a transcript of the gene EMP70, whose product is annotated as Emp70p. The coding region runs from base 1 to 1908 and encodes 635 amino acids. Gene Ontology annotation, cellular component: fungal-type vacuole membrane; endosome. Gene Ontology annotation, biological process: protein localization to membrane; vacuolar transport. The record is from RefSeq and is a predicted model, not a curated record. Lineage: Eukaryota; Fungi; Ascomycota; Pichiomycetes; Serinales; Metschnikowiaceae. The transcript has a single exon.
AUGAAAACGAAUCUUUGGUCUCUAUUUGUCACAACUCUUCUUGUGGCAAGUGCACAGGCCUUUUACUUGCCCGGAGUUGCCCCUACAAACUAUGCUGAGGGAGAUCGAAUCGACUUGUUAGUCAAUCACUUGACUCCUGCUUUGAAGCAUCCCUCAUCCGAAAGUGAUGGGAAGAAAUGGAAAACUCAGAUCUAUUCCUACGACUACUAUUAUCCUAAGUUUCAGUUCUGCAAACCUCCUAACGGCCCUAAGAAACAGCUGGAGUCGCUCGGUGCCAUCAUUUUCGGUGACAGAAUCUUUAACUCUCCGUUCGAUAUCCAGAUGUUGAAGCCCAAAAAAUGUGCUACCUUAUGUGAAUCGAAGUACUCAAAGACGGACGCUGCGUUCGUCAAUAGAAAUAUUCGUGCCGGCUACAAUUACAAUUGGAUCAUUGACGGUUUGCCGGCUGCCAAGAGGGUGAAGGAUCUCAGGACGAACUCCGAAUUUUACUCGUCUGGGUUUCCAAUUGGAAAAGUGGACGACAACAAUAAAGCAUACCUUUAUAACCACUUUGAAAUUAUCAUUGAGUACCACAAAAGAUCGGAGGGUCAGUUCAGGGUGGUGGGUGUCACUGUGGUUCCACAAUCUUUGGAUAGAAACACUCUUGAUGUUUCGAAGGCAUCCCCAGAAGAAUUGUGUAAUCCUGAUUUGAAUCCAGUGGUGUUGUCUAAAGACAGUGAGAAAAAGGUAUUGUUUACUUACACAGUGUCCUUUGAGGAGUCCACCACUGCCUGGGCGACAAGAUGGGACAAGUACUUGCAUGUCUAUGACCCAAAAAUUCAAUGGGUAUCUUUGAUUAAUUUCUCUUUGGUAGUCAUUAUUUUGGGUGUCAUCAUGGCUCAUAUUUUGGUAACUACCUUGAAGAACGAUAUAGUCAAGUACAAUGAGGUGAACUUGGAUGAUGAUGUUGCUUACGAUAGUGGUUGGAAAUUGGUCUAUGGUGAUGUGUUCAGGUCUCCAGCUAACAGAAUGCUCUUGUCUGUCUUGAUUGGAAGUGGCUCUCAAUUGCUCUGCAUGACAAUGGUGACAAUUGUGUUCGCCCUCUUUGGGUUGUUGUCCCCUUCUAACCGUGGAUCCUUGUCAACAUUCAUGUUCAUCCUUUUUAUCUUUUUUAGCAUUAUUUCCUCAUAUGUCAGUGGAUAUCUUUACAGGUUCUUCGGAGGUGAAAACUGGAAAGUCAAUAUGCUCUUGACUCCAACACUUGUUCCAGGGCUUUUAUUCCUCAUUAUCAUAUUCUUGAACUUCUUCUUGAUCAGUGCUGGCUCCUCCGGUGCAAUUCCUGCUGGAACAAUGCUUGCAAUGGUGCUUAUUUGGUUUGCCAUCUCGUUCCCAUUGUCCAUCGUGGGCUCGAUUCUUCAAUCCAAGAGACCUAUUCUACUGGUCCCAGUAAGAACAAACCAAAUUCCAAGACAAAUUCCUCAACAGCCAUGGUAUCUCAAGACCAUACCGGGGAUAAUUAUGUCGGGCCUUUUCCCAUUUGGAUCUAUUGCUGUUGAAUUCUACUUCAUUUUUUCGAGUAUUUGGUUCAACCGUAUAUUCUACAUGUUUGGAUUUUUGUUCUUCUGUUUCAUAUUGAUGAUAUUAACCACUGGUCUUAUCACGCUUUUGUUCGUCUAUUAUACUUUGUGCAGUGAGAACUACAAGUGGCAAUGGAAGGCUCUUUUUGUUGGUGGAGGAUGCUCAGUUUACGUCUUCCUUCAUUCGUUGUUCCUCGUUAAGGGAACUUUGAAGGAUUUUACAUCGAUGGUUUUGUACCUUGGUUACACGGCCGUCAUCUCGAUUCUAGUCUUCUUGGUUUGUGGCUCAGUUGGAUUCAUUUGUGCCCUAUUCUUUGUGAGAAGAAUCUACUCGCAAAUCAAGAUCGAUUAA